AUGAAUGGUGGUUGGAUUCCUGUGAUCAGAAGGAGGGUGGUAGGAAAUCAGGAUGGUUAUUGCAAGAAGACAGAGGUGAUUACCAUUUUCGUGGACAACAUCCCUGAGUCCAUGGAUGCUAAAGGUUUAUUCAGUCAUUUUAGAAAGUUUGGCGUGGUAAAGGAUGCGUUCAUACCAGGGAAGAGGAGAAGAGUUUUAGGUUCCAGAUUUGGUUUUGUGCGAUACGAUUGUGAGGUGGCGGCAGAGAUGGCGAUUGAGAAGGCUGAUGGUUUGUGGUGUGAUAAUAAGGCGCUGAAAGUUAAAAGAGCAGAGUUUCAAAAACCUCAUGCUCUGGGUCAUCGAGAGAAGGGGAUGCUAAACAGAGGAGAUGAAGGCAGAGCGAUGCAUCAGCGGCCUCAAAGGCAGCAAUGGCAGGAUAAUAGGGCUAAGCAGUCAUAUGCAGAAGCAUUAGUCAGAGGAAGAGUAUGUGACAGUGAGAAGGUGGUGAUCUGA
This is a messenger RNA of Camellia sinensis, 492 nucleotides long. RefSeq names its product serine/arginine-rich splicing factor SC35-like. Gene Ontology annotation, molecular function: RNA binding. NCBI's taxonomy places the organism in Eukaryota, Viridiplantae, Streptophyta, Magnoliopsida, Ericales, Theaceae. The record is from RefSeq and is a predicted model, not a curated record.